AUGGCUUCGACAGAAACUGCGCCCGCACGCGCCCAAAACUUGUCUACACUCCUUGAGAGUCUUACAUCAUGUCUGAACAGCGCCGCCUCCUCCCUACCUGCAUCUAGCAAGGAUGCCUCUUCAAGUGCUUCGAUUGAGCCUCCGAAAGACGGUAUCUCCCUUCUCGAUACGAAAAGCGAAAUUCUUCUUUCAUACCUGCAAAAUCUUGUUUUCUUGAUCGUUUUCCAACUGCGAAAGGCCAACCAGAGUUCUGACGAUGAGGAGACAAACGAUAAUUCCUUCCGCGAUGAAGCCGUGAAAAAGUUAACUGAGCUUCGAGUCUUCCUGGAUCGCGGUGUCCGUCCAUUGGAAGGAAGACUUAAAUAUCAAAUCGACAAAGUCGUCAAGGCGGCAGGAGAUGCUGAGCUUGUAGAGCGUCCGGCUAAGAAAUCGAUCAAGAAGAAUGCUGGUGCCGAAGGCUCAGAUGAGGGAGAUAGUGACGAGGACGAUAUGGAUGAGAUGGCAUACCGACCCAAUGUCGCAGCAUUUUCAAAGGCCAAGGCGGAGGAGGCACAGCCGCGCGCGAAAUUCGAUCCUGAGACACCAAACGACGGGAUCUACCGACCACCUAGAAUCAUGCCCACUGCUCUUCCUACGAGAGAAAAGAGCGACCGUGAAGACCGCCGACCGCGUCGAUCCAACGUCAUUGACGAAUUCGUCAGCGCUGAGAUGUCCUCCGCACCUAUGGCUGAGCCCAGUAUCGGUAGCACAAUUAUCGCUGGCGGCAGACAGACCAAGUCUAAGAAGGACCGGGAGUAUGAAGCCGAACGAACGACGUACGAGGAAAACAACUUCGUUCGCCUACCCAAAGAGACUAAGAAGGCCAUGGCGAAGCGACUGGGUGGUGGCCGGGGAGAGUCUACAUUUGGAGGUGACGAGUGGAAGGGACUCACUGAGGGAGCCGAUCGCAUCGAGCGUCUUACUCGACGAGCCAAGAAUGGCAGCACUGCCUUGGAGAAGAGCCGAAAGAGAAAGGCAAACGAAGGUCAACGCGGUGACGGUGUGGGAGUUGGCGAAAUCUUCGAUAAGCGGAGAAAGAAGAUCGAUAGCUGGAAGCAUUAG
Penicillium taxi is the source of this 1101-nucleotide messenger RNA. RefSeq names its product small subunit rRNA maturation protein LCP5 (gene lcp5). The coding region runs from base 1 to 1101 and encodes 366 amino acids. The record is from RefSeq and is a predicted model, not a curated record. Gene Ontology annotation, biological process: maturation of SSU-rRNA from tricistronic rRNA transcript (SSU-rRNA, 5.8S rRNA, LSU-rRNA). The transcript has a single exon. Gene Ontology annotation, cellular component: nucleolus; small-subunit processome. Lineage: Eukaryota; Fungi; Ascomycota; Eurotiomycetes; Eurotiales; Aspergillaceae.